GCGAGCCGCUCCCUCCCGCUGCAAGGCGACGUGUGGGGGUGCCUUUAAAUUGUUUUGGAGGGAGCUGCUGCCCGCUCAGUCUCAUCUGUGAUGUAAGAAGAGAUUUUAGGUGUCUGCGCCGAUCGCCUGACUUCGCCUGUCAUUUUCUGCCGGGCUCCUCUUCUCUCUGCCGGUCCGCUGCUGGGUAGAUGUGUCCUUAAGCACUUCCGCCGCCAAGCAGCAGCUGGCCCGGACCUCGUCUCUGUCCCUCUGCCCAGCUUGACCUGCUGGUGCGCGCUCCGCUCCUCGCUCUCCUGAGUGCGCAGGCAUGGAGGAGGAGGAGGAGUGCAGGGUGCUCUCCAUCCAGAGCCAUGUCGUCCGGGGCUACGUGGGCAACAAGGCGGCGACUUUCCCCCUACAGGUGUUGGGCUUUGAAAUAGAUACCGUGAACUCUGUCCAGUUUUCAAAUCAUACAGGUUAUGAUCAUUGGAAGGGACAGGUAUUAAAUUCAAAUGAACUUCAUGAACUGUAUGAAGGACUGAAACUAAACAAUGUCAAUCAUUACGAUUAUGUACUUACUGGCUACACACGGGACAAAUCAUUCCUUGCAAUGGUGGUUGAUAUUGUUCAAGAGCUAAAGCAACAAAACUCCAAUCUGGUAUAUGUGUGUGAUCCUGUGAUGGGUGACAAGUGGAGCGGGGAAGGCUAUAUGUAUGUUCCAGAGGAUCUCCUUCCAGUGUAUAAGGAUAAUGUGGUACCUGUAGCAGAUAUAAUAACACCAAAUCAGUUUGAGGCUGAGUUACUUACUGGCAGGAAGAUACACACUGAAAAAGAAGCAAUAGAGGUAAUGGAUAUGCUGCACAAUAUGGGACCAGAAACGGUUGUAAUCACCAGCUCAGACCUUCAGGCACCUUCAGGAAAUGAUUAUCUGAUUGCAUUAGGAAGCCAAAGGAGAACUACAGCAGAUGGCACUAUAGUGACACAAAGGAUCCGAAUGGAGUCUCCCAAAGUAGAUGCUGUCUUUGUUGGAACAGGAGACCUAUUUGCUGCCAUGCUCUUGGCUUGGACUCACAAACACCCAGACAAUCUUAAGAUGGCCUGUGAAAAGACUAUAUCAGCAAUGCAACAUGUUUUGCAAAGGACCAUCAAGAGUGCAAAGGCCCAAGCUGGAGAAGGAAACAAACCUAAUUCAGCCCAGCUGGAACUGAGGAUGGUCCAAAGCAAAAAGGAUAUAGAAAAUCCAGAGAUAAUAAUAACUGCUACUGUGUUAUAAAGGUUGUGUAUCUCCUAACAACGCACAAUGUAUUGAUGUCCUCAUUUUCUUUCCUGUAAAUUGUGAUGUUUGCCUUAGAUCUGUGACAGAAACCUGACUUCCAUGAAAUAGUGCCCAGCAUAGAUGAGAUCUACUACCAAGCACAUGUGCUGGCCUUGCUUGAAUUAAGAAGAGAAAAAAAGUUAGGUGUGUAUUACAGCUCCCUCCCAGGUAUGAAAAUGGCUGUCAAACUAAUUCAAUCUCAUUAUAAAACCUGGGUGUGAGCCUUGCCAAAGAUUUCAAGAUUGCAUUUUUAGUGAACUGACUGACUGGAGUAUAUAAACUGUGGUAAAGUAUCAUGUGCCAGUUAAGUAGCUUACCAUUUCCCUUAAAUGAAGAGGUUUGGUAGCCUACUAAAAUAUUCAGUACCUCAACCAUUCUGGAGCAUAAAGAGAGGUUCAGGCAAUGUAUGGGGAUGGGUGGGUGGGUUUUUAGGUACUGUACACAGGCCUUGGCGGUAUAACAUAUUUGAACUGUUCCCAUCUGUGAAUCAAUUCCACUGUCCAGAGGUGCUAAUCCUUUACUAUCAAACUAUUAAAAAUAUCCCAUGUCAUAUUUUUGUUUAGCAAGAAAUGAUGAUGAGUAGAAUAUAAUGGUGAUUCUACCUCCGAUAGAAUAGGCUUGACUCAGUUUUAUCAGUUUUUUCCUUAACCAAUGCUUACUGUGAAAUCUAGGUAUCCCGGUUCAUCUUCUAACGGCUAGGAGUGAAGUGAAAGGCUGUGUGUUACUUAAUAAGACCAAUUCACUGUUUAUUGCUGCGAGUGAGGGUAUUCCUGCUCCACAAAUGGAGAAUUAAAUUAAAACACCAUCUAAUAAAUCAGUUCCAUCAGAGGCAGAGUUUUGACACACUAAGCACUGCUGUUGCGUAGUUUCUAUCCCUUUCAAAAACAUAUGCAGGAAUUUCUAGCACGCUUUCUGGAAACGAAUGUAGGUUAUCCAGGAAUAGUUCUGGAGGUUUAAUGUCCAUUGAUACUGAUUUACCAGUAUAGUUCCAUCUUCAUGAAUUUACAGUUAUUAACAUAUUAAAUAAUUAACAGUUGUGCAUUGCAGUUAAACAUGCCUAAAUACUUUGGAAAUCACUACUGAGUCCUGUAUUCUUUUGCAUGCAAUAAUCUCUUUGAAUGUACUGUUGUAGGCUUCCACAGCCAGUAUCCGUUGAGCAGUGUUGGGCUUCAGGGUUUAGUGAUGGUAGCCUAGAUGACAGAUUUCCUGAU
This is a messenger RNA of Python bivittatus (Burmese python), 2505 nucleotides long. RefSeq names its product pyridoxal kinase (gene PDXK). NCBI's taxonomy places the organism in Eukaryota, Metazoa, Chordata, Lepidosauria, Squamata, Pythonidae. Gene Ontology annotation, molecular function: pyridoxal kinase activity. The record is from RefSeq and is a predicted model, not a curated record. Gene Ontology annotation, cellular component: cytosol. Gene Ontology annotation, biological process: pyridoxal 5'-phosphate salvage.